Cadophora gregata is the source of this 567-nucleotide messenger RNA. RefSeq lists its product as uncharacterized. The transcript has a single exon. Bases 1 to 567 code for a protein of 188 amino acids. The record is from RefSeq and is a predicted model, not a curated record. Lineage: Eukaryota; Fungi; Ascomycota; Leotiomycetes; Helotiales; Ploettnerulaceae.
AUGUCCGGCAAUCCAAAGCCUUUACGAGAAGAUAACACACGUAACCUACCAAUUUCUCGCUAUCCAAGAGGAAAAAUCGCCACAACCUACCCAUCGUACCAGGCCGAGGAAAUUAUGUACCUCGAACGAGCUGGUACGCUCGCUAAGCAGUCAUAUAUUCAGGUCAAGCAUGUGUAUAGUAUUCCUCUUUCGAAACUCGUCAAUCUCGGCUGCCCUAAAUUCGAAAAUCGACUCUCCGAAGAAAGUUACUCCCAUCUCAUGAAGGUCCUCAAACUUGAAAAGUCACAGUGGAUGCAAACAUUAGAGCUUGAGUCGGGUGGUCAAGAUCCCUCCACUGUGGCUCCCAAACUCAAAGCCGGACUCCCAACUCUGACGAAUGGAUCAAAGAUACUCACGCCUGGCAUGGCGCUUGAGGAAAAAUCUCAGAUGUCUGUCGUCACCUCACCGGUUCCACCGCAAAGCAACACAAUUACGACACCAUCACUUCAAAAAGGGAAGAAGGCAAGGAAAUUCAAGGCAGUUGCGGGCCACGAUUUCCUGAGCAAUAUGGUCUGUGCGUUCCAAUAA